Penicillium brevicompactum is the source of this 1356-nucleotide messenger RNA. Its product is annotated as aldehyde dehydrogenase family protein. The transcript is spliced from 5 exons. Lineage: Eukaryota; Fungi; Ascomycota; Eurotiomycetes; Eurotiales; Aspergillaceae. The record is from RefSeq and is a predicted model, not a curated record. Gene Ontology annotation, molecular function: aldehyde dehydrogenase (NAD+) activity. The coding region runs from base 1 to 1356 and encodes 451 amino acids.
AUGUCAAACAACAUUCGAACAAUCAACCCCGCAACCCACGAGGUCAUCUUUGAACAAGCUGGCACUUCUCUUGAAGAAGCCAUCCAGGUGGCUGCCACUUCAAAGAAGGCCUUCAAGUCUUAUCAAAACACCACUUUGGGCGAGAGGAAGAAUAUUGUCAAGCGAUUUCUUGACAUCGUCGAGAAGAACCGAGAUGAGCUAGCCAGUGAGCUUACACUUCAAAUGGGUCGGCCGAUCCGCUACUGCGCUGGUGAAAUCAACACCAUGCGUCUGCGUGCCGAAUACUUGAUGGACAUCGCCGACGAGAGUCUAUCCGAUUUGCCUGGUCGGGCUGAGGCUGGGUUCCGCCGGUCUGUCAAGCGAGUUCCCCUCGGCCCAGUUCUUAUUGCUGGGGCUUGGAAUUACCCAUAUUUGACUACUGUCAACGCACUUGUUCCAGCUCUUUUAGCCGGUAACAGUGUGAUCCUGCGCCCCUCACCUCAGACUCCGCUGUUUGGAAACAAGAUGCUCGACUUCUUCACCGAGGCUGGACUCCCGUCCGAUGUUCUCCAAAUUGUCCACAUUGGAAAUCUCGAUGUAUUGGAUCAAGUCGCGCAAAUUCCUGACGUUCAAUCCGUAUCCUUCACUGGCUCGACUGCUGGUGGAAUCAGGCUGAGAGAGGCGACGGCUCGUCACAUCAAGCCAGUCAACCUUGAGCUUGGUGGUAACGACCCCGCCUAUGUUCGGCCUGACGUGGAUGUGAAGCAUGUUGCAGAGCAGCUUGUGGACGGAGCUGUCUUCAACUCUGGACAGAGUUGUUGCUCUAUUGAGCGCGUCUAUGUGCACGAGAAAGUAUACGAUGAGUUCUUGCGUGCUGUGCAAGCAGAGCUGAGCUCUUACAAACUUGGCGACCCGAAGGAUCAAACCACAACCACCGGCCCUGUCAUCUCAGCACAAGCGGUUGAGAAGAUCACGGCGCAUGUUAAGGAUGCAUUGGUCAAGGACCCAAAAGGAAACUUCGUGGCUCCCAUUGUGUUGACCAACGUCAACCACACCAUGGCUACCAUGAAGGAAGAAACAUUCGGCCCCGUUAUGCCCAUUAUGAAAGUAUCAAGUGACGAUGAGGCGGUGGAGCUGAUGAACGAUAGUGACUUUGGUCUGACUGCCAGUGUUUGGACCAAGGACAUCGCGCGUGGAGAAGAGUUGAUUGAUCGCAUUGAAGCGGGCACAGUGUUCAUCAACCGCUGUGACUACCCAAGCCCAGAUCUUGCCUGGACUGGUUGGAAGACUUCGGGCCUCGGUUGCACCCUUGGCCCACGAGGCUAUGAUGGAUUCACCAAAUUGAAGAGCUAUCACAUUAAGGAUGGUUCAUCAUGA